AUCAGACGGCGGAGAGGGUUGAGGCUGCUGACGGAGCCGGUAACGGGAGGUGAGAGAUGGCGGCGCCGCCGCUGCUGCUGCUGAACUGGCGGCAGGAGUGCUCGGUGGGUCACUGACGUUCAGGCCACACGGCAGGCACCAUGAGCGGCCGCAGGAGCAGGCGGCCGAGUGUGAGCGGGCGGGAGGCGGUCAGUAACGGCCAGAGCGGAGCUCGGCGGGGCGGCGCAGAAGUUGAAUCGAAGAAGAAGAGGAAGCUGCUGGCUAUUCACCAGGCUCUGAACGAUGACCCAGUGGACGUGAGAACUCUGCGGCAGUGUGCGGUCAGUGAGGGCGGCCUGCUGAGUGAUGAGAUCCGCAGGAAAGUCUGGCCAAAGCUGCUCAAUGUGAAUGUUUAUGACCUCCCUCCAAAGCCAAGCAAGGACAUACGAGAAGGUCACAAAGACUACAGCCAGGUUGUCAUGGAUGUACAACGGUCUCUUCGCAGGUUUCCAAAUGGGAUGCGGGCUGAUCAGCGAGCAGUCCUACAAGAACAACUGAUUAAUGUCAUCCUGUAUGUGUUGCAAAGGAACAAACAGCUUCACUAUUACCAAGGCUACCAUGAUAUCGUUGUGACCUUCCUUCUGGUGGUUGGGGAAAGGAUGGCCAUCGCACUCAUGGAGAUUCUGUCUUCUCAUCAUCUCAGGGAUUUCAUGGAUCCCACAAUGGACAGCACUAAACAUAUCUUAAAUUACCUAAUGCCAAUUCUGGAGCAGGUGAAGCCAGAUCUCCACAACUUUAUGCAGAGGGCCGAAGUUGGCACCAUCUUUGCCCUGAGCUGGCUGAUUACCUGGUAUGGUCAUGUUCUCUCCGAGUUCCGUCACACCGUCAGGCUCUACGACUUCUUCCUGGCAAGUCACCCACUGAUGCCUGUCUACCUUGCGGCAGCGAUUGUGCUGUACAGGGAGCAGGAAGUUCUCAAGUGUGAAUGUGAGAUGGCGAGCGUCCACCAGCUUCUGUCCAAGAUACCUCACGAUCUUCCUUACGAGAAGCUGAUCAUCAAAGCAGAGGAGCUGUAUUGCCACUACCCGCCCGCAGAGCUCGCCAAACAGGCCGCACUUCAGUUUCACAAAAGUGUCACCAUCAGCACUUACCAGGACUUCCAGCUAGCAACAUCCCAGCAGCGCCCUGAUGCUGUGCUCUACAAACAGUCCAGGGAGAGGGCUCGCCUGUCACCCAGCCAAGCCAAGGCACCGACUCCAACAGGGGCCAACCAGCUGGUGAAGAUGGCAGUGUGGGGACUCACAGCCACGCUGGGAGCGGCUGCUUUCGCUGUGGUGAACACGGCGAUGGAGUGGGCACCAGAGUUUGUCUUCCAGCUGUUUCCAUAGCCACUGGUGUUUUGGAUGCACUCGUAGCAGGCAGGCAUUCUGCUGAACCAGGAGAAAGACAGACAGACCACACCCACAUGGUGCGUUGUGCCAAAGGCCUGAGUGCGGCAGAGGCAAGAUGUGGAGCUUUCCGAUCUCAGCUGUAACCAUCACAGAACUAGCCAUUUUCGCAGCCCACCUUUGGAAAUUGGCCCAGUUACCACCUCCUCUUCCCACAUGGACUAGCAUGAACACGAAGGGCAGAGUGGUCUUUUCUGUUCCAUGGGUAUCUUGUUUGGCCAAGAAAUUUUAAAGCCAAAAGCCCUUUUUUCUGCGUUGGGCAAUGGGAAGCUAUUUUCCAUUUACAUGUAUUAAAUGUUAAUCAAAAAUUGUAGAUGUUGGAUUAAAAAAAAAUUCGGACAAAAAGUUGGACUGCAUCUGUGGGUGGAGAAACAGAGUUAAUGUCAUGGACAUUGAAUCUAUUCCACAGCACAAGAGAUUCUGCAGAUGCUGGAAAUCCAGAGCAACAGACACAAAAUGCUGGAGCAACUCAGCAGGUCUGGCAGUAUCUAUGGAGGGAAAUAAGCAGUCGACCUUUUGGGCUGAGACCCUUCAGCAGGACUGGAGAGGGUGCCAUAGUAGAAUUCUGGUUAGCAUGACACUAUUACAGCUCAGUCCUGUGUCAGAGUUUAACCCUGGUGACGUCUGUCAGGAGUUUGUACCUUCUGUCCUGACACAAGUGGGUGGUUCGGUUUCCUCCCACAUUUCCCAGACAUACUAGUUAGUAGGUUAAUUGGUCAUUGUAAGUUGUCCUUUUAUUCGGCUAAAAGUGGGCUUCUGGAUGGUGCGGCUCUGGUAAAGGGCCUGUUCCAUGCUUUAUCUCAAGUUAAUUAAAAAAAAAGAAGGGCUUCCUCCUUCCUUUUUAGUCCUAAUGAAAUGUCUUGGCCCAAAGCAUCGACUGUUUGUUCCUCUCCUUUGAUUCUGUUCUUCUUUCCACAGAUGCAGCCUGACCUUUUGUGUGAUUACAAUAUUUUUUGUUUUAUUCCAUGUACCCAUAUGUGGAAAUUUGAUACAUGGAGCAGUUCCUGCUUCUGUUCACUUGUUCUUUGUGUUAUGAAGGGAGUUUAGUUUAACAUACCAACUAUUGAAAAGCUCGAUAGUGUGGAUGUGGAGAGGAUGUUUCCAAUAGUCAGGGAGUCUAGGACCAAAGGGCACAGCCUCAGAACACAAUGACGCUCCGUUAGAAUACAGAUGAGAAGGAAUUUCUUUAGCCAGAGGUUAGUGAAUCUGUGGAAUUCAUUUCCACCGGUGGCUAUGGAGGCCAAGUUGUUGGGUAUUUUUAAAGCAGUUUGAGAGGUUCUUGAUUAGUUGGGGUGUCAAACGUUAUGGAGAGAAGGCAGGAGAAUGAGGUUGAGAGGGAUAAUGAAUCAGCCAUGAUGGAAUGGCGGAGCUGCCUCAAUGGACUCCAAUGUCUUAUUGUCUCCUUUCUGAGAGAGCUGGUCCUUCACUGAUUCUGAAUUGGUCUUAAAAUCAGAGGAGAUCUGUGUCACUGUGUGUGAAGGAAUUUAACUGAAUUUUGUGGUAUCCUUGGUUUGGAGAUCAAGCAAGGCCCAUCUACCCUAUCAUUUGGACACGAAAGGUCCUAGGACAUUGGACUGAGAAAGAGUGAAGGAGUACCUCCCAGUGCUCUGAUUAAUAUUUAUAUCUUAAACAUUAUUAAAUAUUUGAUCCUCGAUAUUUUGCAUGAGUACAGUGAGUCAGCGGUAUAAUGGGAAAAAUCUUAGUGUUAUUGGACCAUAAGAUAUAGCAGCAGAAUUGGGCCAUUCAGCUCAUCGAGUCUAUCCCAUCAUUCAAUCAUGACUGAUUCAUUAUUCCUUUCAACCCAUUUCUCCAGCAUUUUCCCCACAAUUUAAACCUAACCUAAUCACAGGAUAAUUUACAAUGACCAAUGUCUUUGGACUAUGGGAGGAAUCUAGAGCACCCAGAGGAAAUCCAUGCAUUCCAUGGGGAGGAUGUACUAACUCCAUACAGAGGAUACAGGAGUUAAAUUCUGAACACCGACACCCCAGGUGGAAUUGUGUUGUGCUACCGCUACGCUACUGUGGUGUGGUUAGUAAGUUAACUGGGUGAAUUUGGCAGUUGGGUUUGUUGGCCAGAAGGGUCUGCUAUUGUGCUGUACCUUUAAAAUAAAUUUUAAAAGUUCGGUUCUUUCCUUGGGAGAAGUUGACUCUUUGUGAAACACUGCGGUCCAGGUGUGUGGGAUGCUUCCACAUUGUGUAGGAGGUUCCAUUGCAGGAAAGUCAGGUGGGUAUGCAUCUUGGAAGAGAGUUUGGAGGUGCAGGUUGUAGACAUGGGAAGUGCCAUAAGAUCAUAAGAUAUAGCAGCAGAAAUAGGCCUUUUGACCCAACAAGUCUGCUCUGCUAUUUGAUCUUGGCUGAUUCGAUUUUCCCCUCCGCCCCAAUCUCCUGUCUUCUCCCUGUGUCCCUUCAUGCCUUGACCAAUCAAGAAUCUAUCAACUUCUGCCUUAGAUAUACAUGAAAACUUGGCCUCCACAGCUGCCUGUGGCAAAGAAUUCCACAGACUUGCCACGCUCUGGCUAAAGAUAUUCCUUCUCGUCUCUGUUCUAAAAGGACACUCCUAUAUUCUGAGGCUGUGUCCUCUGAUCUUAGACUCCCCGACCAUAGGAAACACCCUCUCUAUCAAGGCCCUUCACCAUUUGAUUGGUUUCAAUGAGGUCACCCCUCAUUCUUCUGAAUUCUAGUGAAUACAGGCCCAGAGCCAUCAAACACUCUUCAUGUGAUAAUUCUGGAAUAAUUUUCAUGAACAUCCUUUGAACUCUGUCCAGUUUCAGCACAUUCUUUCUAAGAUAAGGGACACAAAACUGCUCACAAUAAUCCAUCUGAGGCCUCACCAGUGCUUUAUAAAGUACUACAUGCUGGAGGUAGUGGUAGACAUUGUGGAGGCAUUAGUAAUGAUCUUUAAAAAAUCAUUGGACUCUGGCAUGGUGUCAGAGGACUGGAAAAUUGUAAAUGUCAUUCCACUCUUUAGGAAAGGAGGAAGGCAGCAGAAAGGAAAUUAUAGACCAGUUAGCCUGACCUCAGUGGUUGGGAAGAUGUUGGAUUUAAUUGUUAAGGAUGAGGUUAUGGAGUACUUGAUGACACAGUAUAAGGUAGGAUAAAGUCAGCAUGGUUUCCUUAAGGGAAGAUCUUGCCUGACAGAUCUGUUGGAAUUCUUUGAGGAGAUUACAAGCAGGAUAGAUAAAGGGAAUGCAGUGGAUUUUGUAUAUUUGGACUUGCAAAAGGCCUUUGACAAGGUGGCUCACAUGAGGCUGCUUACCAAGUUAACAGCCCAUGAUAUUAUAAGGAUGUUACUGGCAUGGUUACAGCAUUGGCUGAUUGGUAGGAUGCAGCACGUGGGCAUGAAAGGAUCCUUUUCUGGUUGGCUGCCAUGUUCCUCAGCAGUUGGUGUUGGGCCCACUUCUUUUUGUGCUGUAUAUCAAUGAUUCAGAUGAUGGAAUAGAUGGCCUUCUUGCCAAGCUUGCAGAUGAUACAAAGAUUGGUGGAAGGGCAGGUAGUGUUGAGGAAACAGGCUGAAAAAGGACUUAGACAGAUUAGGAGAAUGGGCAAGAGAGUGGCAAAUGAAAUACAAUGUUGGAAAAUGCAUGGCUGUGCACUUUGGCAAUAGGAAUAAAUGUGCAGACUAUUUUCUAAGCAGGGAGAAAAUCCAAAAAUAUGAGAUGCAAAGGGACUUGGGAGUCCUUGUGCAGAACACAAGGUUAACUUACAGCUUGAGUUGGUGGUGAGAAAGGUAAAUGCCACAUUAGCAUUCCUUUCAAGAGCUCUAGAAUACAAGAGCAAGGAUUUGAUGCUGAGGUUUGAUAAGGCCCUGGUGAGGCCUCACCUUGAGAAUUGUAAACAGACUCCUCAUCUAAGAAAAGAUAUGCUGGCAUUGUAGAGGGUUCAGAGGAGGUUCACAGGGAUGAUUUCGCGAAUGAAAGGGUUAUCACUUGAGGAGCGUUUGAUAGCUCUGGGUCUGUACUUGUUGGAAUUUAGAAGGAUGAAGGGGGAUCUCAUUGAAAUCUUUUGAAUAUUGAAAGGCCUAGACAAUAGAUGUGGAAAAGAUGUUACCCACGGUGGGGGACUCUUGGACAAGAGGGCACAGCCUCUGGGUCGAGGGGCAUCCAUUUAAAACAGAUGAGAAAUUUCUUUAGCCAGAGAUUAGUGAAUUGGUGGAAUUUAUUACCACAGGCCAGGUUGUUCAAGGUAGAGCUUGAUAGGUUCUUUUAUAGGACAUGGCAUCAAAGGUUAUGGGGAGAAGGCUGGAGAGUGGGGCUGAGGAGGGGGAAAAAAGGAUCAGCCAUGAUUUAAUGACUGAGUUGACUCAAUAGGCCAAAAUAGGCUAAUUCUACUCCUAUGUGUUAUGGUCUUGUGGUCUAAUUCAACAGGCCAGGCAGCAUCUAUGGAAAAGAGGAAAAGAAUAUAAGAGCAGGGAUGUGAUGUUGAGGCUCUAUAAGGCACUGGUAAGACCAGACUUGGAGUGUUGUGUGCAGUUUUGAGCUCCUUAUUUUAGAAAGGAUAUACUGACAUUGGAGAGGGUUCCCAGAAUAUUCAUGAGAAUGAUUCCAGGAAUGAAAGGGAGCAUUCCUGAGGAACAUCUGGCAGCUCUUGGGCUGUAUUCCCUGGAGUACAGGAAAAUGAGGGGGUGGGAAUCUCAUAGAAACAUUCCGAAAGUGAAAAGGCCUGAACAGAUUAGAUAGGGCAAAGUUAUUUCCCAUGGUAGGGGAGUCUAGGACAAGAAGGCAGAACCUCAGGAUUGAAGGACAUUCAUUUAGAACAGAGGUGCGGAGAGGGUGGUGAAUCUGUGGAAUUUAUUGCCAUAAGCGGCUGUGGGGGCCAAGUCAGUGGGUUUAUUUAAGGCAGAGAUGUGUUCUUGAUUAGCCAGGGCAUCAAAAGGUAUGGAGAGUAGGCAGAGGAAUGGGGAUGACUAGAAAAAUUGGAUCAACCCAUGAUUGACUGGCAAAGCAGACUUGGACCAAAUGGCCUGCUUCUACUCCAAUAUUUAUGGAAUAGCUCCUGUACUAUAUUCAGCUUAGUCACGUUCUCCUUACAGCAUAGAGCACUUCACAGUGCUCCAAGUGCAGCCUAAUCAAUUGUAAUGUAACCUGACCCUGUACAUAUUGCCAUGGCCAAAGAAGGCACACAUACCAAAGACUGAUUAUUGAGAUUUGGUCCACCGGCCCUUCAAGCUGCACCCCCAGCAACUCCCUCUACCUCGCUAACCUAAUCAUGGAACAACUUACCAUGAUCAAUCAACCUCCAACUGGUAUGUCUUUGGACUGUGGGAGGAAACCCACUCAGUCACUCCUUACAGACAGCAGCGGGAAUUGAAGCCAAGUCACUGGUACUGUAAAGUGUUGUGCUAACCACUACACUACCAUUCCGCUAGGAAUUCAUUCACCACAUUCAUUUAUGUUUACAGGGGAGUUGCAGUACAGUUACAGUUAAUUGGGCCGUAAUUUAAUUGGGACAGCCGCUUAUUUGGGACAACUCUUAACAUAAGCUAAUGGAGAAAAUAGUCAGGAUUCCCUUCAUUAAUUUGAGCCACUCUGCCACUUAAUUGGGACAAGUGACUGUUGUUGAAUGGUUUAUAACUAGUGUCAGUUGUGUGACCUUGUGUGAUUAUUAAACACUACAUGCUUGGAGUGAAGAGUUUUCCAACAGCGUCAGAUGUGUGUGUGUGUGUGUGUGUGUGUGUGUUUGUGUUCAUAAAGCAGUGAGUUUUUUUUCCAUUGAUGGUGAGAAAUAAGCAGAAAUACAAUUCAGAACUGUGUUGCUGUAUGAAGUCUCAGGCAUUCUGCCUUGGAGGUGCUAGAAAUGGCAGGGAGUGAAAAUGAAAUGAUUUCAUAACAUCAAGUUAGGAACAACAAAGAAUUUGAAAGUAUCAGCAAUCAUCUUGAAUGUUACAAUGAAAAUGAAGAUUUGGAGGAUACAGCUGUCAAAAGCUUUGUGUGAAGACAGUCCAUUAUCAGCACUAGGUGUCUGUGCUGAUUUUGUUCAUUUACAGUCAAUCAAAAAAUGUGGCAGCAAACACUGGAUGAAUUCCUCUGUCAAUAACUAUUAGUAACUAAUACAGUUUUAUAGAACUGUAGUAGUGUUGAUGGUGUUCUAAUUUGUUCUGUGUUUAAUUACAUAAUUUGUUAC
Hypanus sabinus (Atlantic stingray) is the source of this 7546-nucleotide messenger RNA. RefSeq lists its product as uncharacterized. Bases 141 to 1367 code for a protein of 408 amino acids. Lineage: Eukaryota; Metazoa; Chordata; Chondrichthyes; Myliobatiformes; Dasyatidae. The transcript is spliced from 8 exons. The record is from RefSeq and is a predicted model, not a curated record. Gene Ontology annotation, cellular component: endoplasmic reticulum membrane. Gene Ontology annotation, molecular function: GTPase activator activity. Gene Ontology annotation, biological process: positive regulation of GTPase activity; endoplasmic reticulum to Golgi vesicle-mediated transport.